This is a messenger RNA of Botrytis deweyae, 918 nucleotides long. RefSeq lists its product as uncharacterized. The record is from RefSeq and is a predicted model, not a curated record. The coding region runs from base 1 to 918 and encodes 305 amino acids. NCBI's taxonomy places the organism in Eukaryota, Fungi, Ascomycota, Leotiomycetes, Helotiales, Sclerotiniaceae. The transcript has 2 exons.
AUGUCACAGCUUCCGAGCUGGUCGUUUCUUGGAUGGCAAGUAGGCGCUGGUUUUACAGAUGAUUGCGAAUUUGAAGCUUCUUUGUGGAAGAGAGAUGAAUAUAUAAAAGGUGUUCAUAAACCUCUUACCACAUGGUACACAAUGACCACAUGGUACACAAUGGACCAGCCAAAAUCAAUAAAUAGACGAAAAAUUGCGUCGACUUGGUACAAGUACAAAGUUCUAGCCGAAGACAUCACACAAACGCCUCCCAACGGAUGGAUGCGCACUCGAUUUGGCUGGGAUUUUGGUAACCCUGCGCAUCUAAACACAUUUGCGUAUUCGGGUGACGGGCAAGAAUAUGCCUAUUGGCAUUCAAACUCUCCUGACAGAUGGUACAAAUAUCUAGUUCCGACGCAAUUCCUUUACUGUCAAACCUCGCGAACAUUCAUACAUGGGGUUCCAGAUAUUUCCACGAAAGCAGAAAAGCGGUCUUCAUCUUCGCCUGAACUCAAAGACAAUGAAAAUUUCACAAACGUCAAGCUUCAAGAUUCGAGCGGAGAAGUUGUCGGUUUCCUAACACUCAUGUGUGAAAGUGAUAGAGCUCAUUUUACGCAAAACGCCACGACUGGGACUCUCGUUGAACUUGUUGCUAUUUCUCAAGGAUGGUUUGGCGUCAACACGAAGAGUGACGAGGAGGAGAAAGAAGUCAAAGAUUGGGGUCCUGACCACACGACGCGUCAAGAUUGUUAUCAUGUGUUAUGGGUGGAGUGGGAAAAUGGUAUUGCGUAUCGAAGGGGUAAUGGGUGCGUGGUGAAGGAAGUGUGGGAAAGGGAAAGGGAAAGGGAAAGGGAAAGGGAAAGGGAAAGGGAAAGGGAAAGGGAAAGGGAAAGGGAAAGGGGGAGAGAGGAAAAAUUGCUGGAUUUAGUGUUGGGGUGA